UGAAGCGGGUCGCGCUCGCUCCUCGACUCGCAUCUCACAGCGUAAUUCGUGCUUUGAAAACUACGAUCAAAGAAAUUUCGCAAAAUCGGAAUUACUAUGAGGUUGUACUGAAUUUUCUUGUCGACUGCAUUGAAGAAUUAUGGGAAGUCAACGAUGAGUGAAACACGUCAAAAUAUUGGUUCAAUCGAUAAUAAAUAAACGAGAAAAACAGUUUAAUGAGUAACGCACAUGAGCAAAUGUUUAUUUUAUUAUCAUUUUUUAUUUUUAUAUUAAAAAACGGAUUGUACGAUGCUAAAAACUGAUAAGAAAGGAGCGUCGUGAUUGAGUGAUGUACUGUUUUGUUAAACUUUACGGACUAAUGAGAAAAUAAAUGAUAAUACUUUGCAAGUGAAAAUAUAAGUUUAAUAGAUGUUAAAUUAAAUGAAAAAUUUAAAAGGUAAAUUAUUCUUUGAGUGAUUCAAUUCAUUACGAACACUAUUCGAGAAUUUCCUCCCCCAUCGGAGAAAGCAAGAGUUUCGGCUGAGUAUUGUGCAGCUUUACGAUGAAAUUGAAUUUCCCUCGUGACACAGUGUUGAAUAAAUAACCGUGGGGAAUUAUUGCGUGCGACAAAUUUCACAAGCAUAAUAUUCAUAAUUCCGGGCUGGUAACCAAGGGCGCAACUGAUCGAUUGUAAACGGUUUAAAAAAAAGUGUUAUUUGCACAUUACAAUCGAAUAUAUCCGCGCGCACUUCCGAUUUCGGAAAAAGCAACGUUCGAUUUGGUGUUUUGUUUUUCGGUGGCAAGUUUUAAAAAUGAAUCAAUCACGAUAAGCUUUGAUAAGGGAAUUCAUAAUUAGCCGUGAUCAUUUCGAUCAUUUCUGCUAAAACUUCGACGGCAAGCCGUCUGAAAAUUUGGAAAAAUGUUCGAUUCUUUUCCAUCCUCGAUUGACUACUCAAGAAAUGAGCGAAUUAGAUAAUCAGAGAUUAUUGUACGCCUUCACAAGUUUUCAUUGUUCGCCGGUGAAAAGUAUCAAAAAGUGCACUGAGAAUGGAAAGAGCUUGAGCUCAAUCGGACUGAUGCGGCUCACGUGCUGAUCGUCGGAGAAUAAUAAUAUCAUGCGAAACAAUCAUGGAAACCAUGGAAUCAUGGAAUAAUUGGGGCGAGCCUUGAAAGCCACUAACAGCCUGGCUAACGCGGCUGCAAAUAGAAGGAAAGCUUGAGACUGAAAAAAAAAACAUCCUGGAAAUGGACACUUUCGACGGGGAAUUCCCGAAACGGGAAUGGAACCAACGAUUAAGCUUGCGUGGGAGUCGACGUAGUCAUCAAGGCGAACUCGGUCCUCGAUCUAUAACAGGCACAGUAAGCAAGAGCACGAGAAGAUGGGCGAGCUUGAGGCAACAUGUUACGAGCGGGGGUGGGUUCGUCGAAGGCAAAAAACCUGCUGCCACUCUGCUCCUCGAUCGUGAGUCCAAUUCUCGAGCUGGAACACCAAGUUCACAGCCACACUCGCCAAACACUCCGAGAACACCUCAUACACCAUUGAAAAAAUCGAAUUGGGAAGUAAUCGAACACUUUACUGGAGCUCCACGGCCAUCCAUCGUCACGAUGGGCGUGGGAUCGGACUUUGGUGUGUGUAGCCUGACUGCUGUCGGGAAGGAAAACAUCGUUGCCGAAUCCCCUCCAAAUUGUGGGCUGACACAAACCGGCCGUAAAUGCGCUCUCGGAAGAUUUCUGAGUGCUCUUUGUACCUCCCAUCGAUUCAAAAAUCUGCAGGUUGAGAUGCUAUAUCAACGGUACUUCCUUCGAAUGAAUCAGAGUAACAUGACACACGUAUUGGGCCUAUUGGCAGGCUUGGCCUUCGCUCUCGGUCUACUGCUCGUUCUGCGCUUGAUAUUUACCAGUGAAAAGCCUCUACUCACCCUUGUUCAGAGAUCUGAAAAUCUGUCUCUCGCCCUCACGCUCGUCGCUUGUAUCACCAUUUAUGCUGUUCUCGUCGCUGCCAUUUCAAGACCGGGAAUGAACGAGGUCUGGCUCGCCGGUAUUAGCGGUGCCAUUCUCAUGACCUUGCUAGCACUUCAAGUCACGUUGAGUAUUCAUUUAGCGUCUCUGACCGAUAUCGAUGAGAUCGAUGAUGGCGACGAAUCCUCGAUGAUGACGUCUGAAACUUCAACAAACAAGGAUCCACGCACCGGUGGACCGUUGGCAGCGGCUUGGGCCGUUUGCUUUUUCAUCUACAUGUCCUACGCACUGUUGCCGAUAAGACUUCGCCAUGCUUGUAUCGCUGGUAUCAUUUUCUCCAUCGCUCAUCUCGUUGGCGUUCUUUUGCUCUACAGAACUCAGGACUAUCCAUCAAUGGUUGCCCACUUGCUCAGCUCGAUCGUCGUAGUUGGUGGAACCAAUGUUGCAGGUGCACUGACCCAUCAUCCUCGAGAGUUAGCGCAAAGGCAAGCUUUCCUGGAAACCCGACAGUGUGUUGAGGCACGGCUGACCACCCAACGGGAGAAUCAGCAACAGGAACGACUUUUAUUGAGCGUACUACCAAGACACGUUGCGAUGGAAAUGAAAGCAGAUAUCGCCGGUAAACCUAAGGACACGAUGUUUCAUAAGAUUUACAUACAGAGGCAUGAAAACGUCAGUAUACUUUUCGCUGAUAUUUGCGGUUUCACCUCGCUCUCGGAUCAGUGCACAGCCGAAGAAUUGGUCAGACUUCUCAAUGAACUUUUUGCAAGAUUCGAUCGCUUGGCAGCUGAGCACUAUUGUCUGAGGAUUAAACUCCUCGGAGACUGUUACUACUGUGUUUCAGGAUUACCAGAACCGAGGCCGGAUCACGCACACUGCUGCGUCGAGAUGGGACUAGAUAUGAUUGAUGCGAUCACCCUCGUCAGAGAAGUUAUGGCUGUAAACGUUAAUAUGAGGGUUGGGAUUCACACAGGAAGAGUUCAUUGCGGAGUUUUGGGACUGAGAAAGUGGCAAUUCGAUGUCUGGAGCAAUGACGUUACACUCGCGAAUUACAUGGAAAGUGGCGGAAUACCAGGUCGCGUGCACAUAACAAAAGAGACGUUGGACUGUCUUGGGAAUGAUUACGAAGUAGAGGAGGGCCGUGGUGGUGAAAGAAAUACGUACUUGAAGGAGCACAAUAUUCAAACAUACCUCAUUGUACCGGGUGACACUUUUAAGGACAACGUGACAAGCCCGAGUCUGAAAAAAGGGUAUCCAGCGAACGGGAACGUCUCUAAAGAAAUGAGAGUAAUGGGCCACGGUUCCCAGCAUGGAAAACAGACCAAACUCGGCUUCGGCGAGAGCAUCGAGUGUGAAAAAGAUCCGGAGGAUGAGGUUAACGAAUAUCUUAUGAGGGCGAUCGAUGCCAGGAGCAUCGACAGGCUGAGAGCGGAGCACUGUACACCCUUCAUAUUGACUUUUCGCAGGCCCGAUAUCGAAGAAAAGUACUCCAGGGAAAGAGAUCGGAUGUUAUCGGCAUACUUCGUAUGUUCCGGUUUUGUUUACAUGGUCGUCGUAGUUGCGAUAGCCAUAACUCUGUCCGGGAGCGUGUAUUUUUACACUUGCACUGGAGUGAGUUUACUAAUUAUCGGACUCAUCAAUGGUAUUCUUCUCGCUGAGAAAAACGAGUCGGUUCCACAGUGUGUGAGAAACGCGUCUGUUACAAUAUUCGAAAACAGACUCGUAGCUCAGAGCAUCGCUUCGAUGGUCGUGUUUCUUACAUUUAUAACAGCACUCUCACCGUUGCUGACGUUGGACAGCAGCGAAUCCUGCAGCAACAGCACAAAGUGGCACGACAAUUCGACGGUGAUGAUUCAGAGCAUUCCAGCAUCCGAUGGACCAUGCUAUUACACCCUCUUCGCGGACCUGUUUCCGGUUCUAGUGAUGCUGGUAAUGGUGACCUGUGCAGUCUAUCAGAUCUUAACAUCGGUCUUCAAGGUCGCUGUGCUGAGUAUCGUGGUCGCGUGCUACUUAGCUGUGACCAUAUACCAGGCACUCGACGAGAAUGACAUUGAUCCGGCUUGUAGAUGGUUGGCCGGUGUACUCGUUGUCUUUUUCAUGGCGUGUUUGGUCGCCCACUCGCAGCACACCGAGGCGACUUACAGACUCGAUUUUUUGUGGAAGCUUCAAGCUACCGAAGAAAAAGAAGAAAUGGAACACCUCAAGGCCUACAAUCAGAAACUUCUCGCGAAUAUACUUCCUGAGCACGUGGCCGCUCAUUUCCUAUCGACUGUUAGUUCUGAUGAACUCUAUCACGAGCAGUGCGACUACGUGUGCAUAAUGUUUGCCUCGAUACCAAAUUUCUCCGAAUUCUACGUCGAGCUUGAGGCAAACAAUGAGGGCGUUGAAUGUUUGAGACUACUAAACGAAAUAAUCGCAGAUUUUGACGAGUUACUAGGAGAAGAAGGCUUCCGUUAUAUCGAAAAGAUAAAGAGCACAGGUUCGACGUACAUGGCUGCUUCAGGAUUAACGAAAAAUACUCGCGACGUAAAGGACUUCAAGCACGUUACAGCGAUGGCGGAUUAUGCGCUAAGAAUUCGAGAGCAGCUGGCCUACGUGAACGAGCACAGUUUCAAUAAUUUCCGAAUGCGCAUCGGUAUAAACAUAGGCCCCGUAGUUGCGGGUGUAAUUGGUGCAAGAAAGCCACAAUACGACAUAUGGGGAAACGCUGUAAACGUUGCAUCGAGAAUGGACUCGACGGGGGUUCUCGACGGCAUUCAAGUUACUCAAGAAGUUUACGACAUUUUAUCACUGAAAGGCUUUCCUCUUACUUGCCGCGGCACCAUACAGGUCAAGGGUAAGGGAAGUAUGGUUACGUAUUUUCUCGAUGGCCCUAGACCCACUGAAACCUCUGCAAAUAACGUCAAUACGCCAAGAGUAAACAACAAUACUGAUCCACCGGAAAAACCAAUAUCACCGAGUAACGGCCUACCCUUUUGACUGACUCAUAAGAGUUCUAUCGAGAGCUAAACGACCCCGCGGUAUACACCACGCUGAACUUUAUAUUCAGCCUGGGAAAUCGACCCAGAAAUAGGCUGAAACGAAGAUAACAAGGAAAAUCGCUUUGCACGAAAAAUCCUGCCUGAUACUGUAACGAUUUGGAAAUAAUGAAAGCCAUAUUUAUGAUAAUUACGAUUCGAUGAACCGACUCGUGGAACAAAUUUCGGAAUGAGUUUAUUUGUUCGAGUCAGAAAAGUAGGAUUAAGAUCAACAGAAUUGUUUUAUUUUUUCGGUUGAUGUGACACUCAUAGCUCGAUGAAGGGCAUUAUAAUCGUUACGACUUUAUUGAAGCAAGGGUGAAAAGCCACAGCUCUCGGAGUCAAGGGAACGAAAGAGUUUACGAACUUGGGCUCGCGCGAUGAUGAAAUUAUGUUCGAUAUGAUGGAGAAUUGCUCGUAUAACGCAAGAGCGACUGUAACUGUAUAGUGUAGAGAAAAUUUAUCGCUUCGUGUUGACGUUUGAUGUGAGGACGACGAAAUAAGUGUGCCGAAACACGCCAUCGAUCUGAUUAUUGAGUUUGAGUUGUCCGUUUGUGGUGAAACGAAGCAAAAUGAAACAAAAGAGUUUCUCGUUAAGUAGUCAUGUGUCAUACGUGUAAUUUUUUCAAUUCAGAUUUUAUGUAGAUCAAAGCCCGCAAAUUUAGAGUAUGAUUGUUUGCUGAAAAAAUAAUUGACAGUUAACAGUGAGCUCUGAAUCAUUUGAAGCAUUGAACCAUUGGUGAUCGGAGAAAACUGAGUAAUAAAAACAAUUUUUUUAAGGUUGUUGUGGGGUCGGGGGUAAAGCGCGAGGGGAGGGGGGCGCCCUUUGCUUAUGCACGGAAUCGGUAAAUUAUUACCAACUGUUUAUCGUUCAAUUAUCGUCGUAUUUGAUGUAAUGUUUCGAGGAAAAAAAUUCACAUCAGUUUAAAAAAAUAUGCAUUUUUGACAAAAUACAGUAAAACCUCUGGGCGUCGCUUAUACCGUUAUCCAACACGCCGGUACACGCGCGGUUUUGUACAUUACAUACGUAUACAUAUAACCUCCAUCCGUGUCGCAGUGCAAAAAACGGGUGAAAACAUCGACCCGAAUAACAACGUUUCCGCAAAGGGGGAAAAAAAGUUUAUUAUUACACCAAAAAAUUUCAAUUCUGGAAACACUCAACAAUGAAAUUCCUGUGCGUUGAGCCUUCUUAUUUCUAAAAUGUUAGGUUAGUUCAUGUUUUCUUCAUCCACGCAGCCUUUCCGCUAUGCCAGCUAUGCGCAUGCUCCCAAUUAUUCGCACCUCUCCAUGACGUCUCAAGCUACACCUCCGAACUGAGCCCUGAUUUUUUAUCAGUCCUCUCCCCAGGUGGUAAAAAAUCGGGGGCUUACUGUAAUGGUUACAAGAAUUAUUUCUAUUAGUUUAUGGCAUUAUUUUCGAUAAUUUGUUAGAGAUCAAUUAUUGCAAGAUGAACUGGCAACAACGUAAAUAAUGAGCCAUGAUAAUAUGAUUAGGUUGGCAGCAGUGUCGCACAGCUAGUCUAUCACAUACGCGCUCCGUUCCUAACCUCGAUCUCGACCGUACGAACAUCGGUCCGGAAAAAAAAUGUCGCUAAGGUAGGGAGCGCUUGUGCCGUUUACAUUGUUGCCAUGAUUCCGAAAGCUUUACCAUUUUAUGUGCUCAAUUUUUGGAAAAAUUCGCAAUUAUAAUCACUAAUAACUCUAAAUUGGCACUGUGAAUGAUUAUUUUCAAGGCACCAAAAGUUAGUCCGAUAUUCUAUUUAACAGUACCUGUUUUUUCAACUCCGUAGCAUCGUUUUCUCGGCAGAUAUAUAUAAAUAUACUGAAAAAUGUUCGGAACAUUCCCAUAAACAUAAUGUGAUGAGCACACUGAAUAGUGAAACUUUGCGAUUUUUUUUUCUAGGUAACUGUACUGUGGAUCGUUUUGAAAUUUGACAGAUUGAUUAGACAGGGAUUAUGAACGGUGACAAAAAAAUUUCAUUUCAGUGAUAUCGUUUCGUUCUGACCCCACAACAACCCUAACGUUACUCCCCGAUAUCUGCAUUCCUCGUCUUAAUACCGCGCACUCAUUAUACGUUGAGUUUGUUUCAUGAGGUUCUCAUUAGUUUUUCGAUUUAGAUACCUCAAAUAAAAACUUUUAUCGUUACCUGCUCAUGAUAUCCAAGGUCCCUUAUCAGGUAAGGCAUUUUUAAACUUUGUUAUAAAAAGAUGAAUAAAAAAGGAAAAGAAAACGGAUUUUAUCGUGUACUCAUGAGUUCGGUCGAACACGUGACGAAUAAACAUAAAAGAGUCAAAAAAUUUCUUCUUACUGCCAACUUUAUCGCCACGUACAUCGUCUUUGCCUUCAUCGUAAUUUCGUAUUUAAUUAAUGUAGAUUGGCAAAUGGCAAAAUUUUUUCCUUUCGCUUUCCCUGAUUAAUUAUAUAUUUAUUAUCACGUUGCCAUGAUCUUUUUCAUCGUCAUUCAUUCUGUGAUGAAAAAAACGUUCAGAGCGUACUUCUCGGGGGAGUUUUAAAUUUUAAAUGCAAGCAAAAAAAUAUUGGAAUUUUCAAAAAACUUUCUCGAAAAAGAUUUCCAUCUGGAAUGGAGUUAAAGAAUAAUGAUUGAACCCAUUUUCGAGAACAAUUCGACCAAUUCGAGCGCAUAACAGAAUGAUGAAUUUCCGUAAUCCCCAACUCCUCAGAAUUUUCUACGAUAAAUAAUUUUUCCUUUCUACAACCUUAAUAAUAGUUCGAAUAUUAUUUUUUUAUUAUUGCAAAUAUAAACACUCGACCGUCACAUGAUUAAUUCGUGAUUUUUCGAACGAUUAAAGUAAAAACAAAGAAUGUACGUUGUUGAAUAAGUAUUUAUUGAAAGUCGAAAUAACGCAGAGAAAUUCAUGUGGAGGAUUUAAACCAUGAAGUAAACUAACGAACAUUGAUUAUUUUUAAUUUCAUAUACUAAAGAGAGUGGGCGAGAUAGUAAUGUACGUUUAUUUUUUCUAUUUCACUCACUCGGCUCUAUUGUAUCUCAGUCAGAGACGAAAGUUUUUAGCAGCUGAUAAGAACCAUUACGUCCAUUUAGUUAAACGACUUUUACUGUUGAUGGUAAGGAAGAAAACUGCUGCAAUAGCAGAAAAGAACUUUCAUCUUCCUAACGCCAAAUACCAUCAAUUAAUUAAUAAUUCACUCAUUUAUUUUUAAAUCAAAUGGAUAAAUAAAAUCUCUUCAAAGGAGUGAAGAAGCAACCUUACGUUUCACUGUACCAAACCGAAAUCCAACAUCAUUUGUGACUAUGUUGUAUCGACUAAAAAAACUUAGAGCCAAAACGGUGGAAAAUCGACUAGUCUCGAGUACAACACCGCACGAAACAGGGGGAACGAACAAUGCAAGAAAUAGUGUCCAGUCAAGUCAUUAAGCUCAAAGAUUUUUUCAAAUUCGAUAGCGUGUACGUUUUUCCCCAAAAUAAAUACUUUACCCGAAUAAUGAUUUAAAAUUCGAGCAUGUCGUUGGACUUCAUGUCAGAUAAGGAUAGUGGAUCGAUUUUCGUUUGGAUUCGCAUGAAAGCUUUUCAGAAAACGUGCACUAGCUUCGGCGAAACAAAACAAUAGAAAUGGCCCGUACUUAAUUUGAGAUUUAUUAAUAUAAUGUUCAAAUUGAGUUUCAUACUGUUCGUAACAUUCUGGAAAAUUUCUACAGGAAAUAAUCCCACAUAUUUUUCAUACUUCUGCCCCAAUGGAUAUUUUCCAAAAAGUGAAAAAUAAUCACGAUUCUUGGUCUACGUACUUGGAUAUGUUCUAGUCACUAAUGAGCACGAAAGAAUAGAAAGACAACUAACAAAAAUGCACAGGAUUGAACGAGCCUGAAAAAAAAACGGAGCAUAAUACAACGAAACUGUGUAAAAAAUAAAAGUUUUGUUGAAGGGGACCACGAGGAAAAUUAGUGGUGUAUGAUAGAAAAGGAUUUCAAAGGGGAAGGAAGCGACGUUUGGAAUGUUCAUUUUUAAUGCAACUAAAAUAUUUCAACCGCAAACGAACGUGAAAAAAGUUCAUCCGUGGCUGUCAUGAAGAUAUCUCCGCAAGUAUAGACAGAUGAUAUCGAAAUACUAUGAAAUGUACUAUUGUUACAAUAUCUGUGAACUUAAACGCAUAUGAAUGUGUAUUAUAAAAAUAAUUAUAAUGGAAAUAAAUUAUUGACUCUGAGUAUAGUUUGCGAUGCAAAAUAAGAAAUAAAAUGAAAUAAAUAUUGCUUGGUAAUCAUAGUAAGUAAGUGAUAAAAUGAAUGGUCAAAAGGACGAGUGCUGAUCGUAUGCGGACACUUUCAAUUGUACACUGUACUUCCGUAACAUAAAUUAAAUAAUUACGAAUAGUGCUGUACCGUUAGUAUUAUUUGGAUGUGUAACUGGCAGGCCCAGAAGCCCGUGUCUGUCAAAUUGAAAAAUUACGAAUAUGUGAUACUAAAUGAAAUGUAAAUUUAUUAUACGAAAAAGGAAGAAUGAAUUGUUGUUAUAAUGAUAGUAGUAACAAUGCUAAUAGCAGUUAAAUUAAUUCGGAUAAUAAUUAAGAAAAAUUACAAUCUCCACGUAUGAAAAGGUAUUUUAUUGCUGACGGCUAUAACUCCAUAUGUGAGCACCUUUUCAUCUUCUGCUGAUACUUGGGAACGUCAAAAAUGAAAUCCCAUUCAAUUCCUUCAAAAUAUUAAUACCGAUCGAAGAAGACUUCAUUUUUUAAUCUCAUAUUCAUCGUUUUUUUUCCAUCAAUUUCAGUGUAAAUGCAAUCAACUCGAAAGGCUUCAUAAGAAAAAAAUUAAUAAUUAAGAUCUUACUUCGUUUGUAAACAUUCGUUUCAUUCGGAAAUGAGGAAACACUUUGAAUUGAAAAAGAAAAUUUGGCAAUGAUUCCUUUUCUAAUAUUUUUCCGUAUAAUUCAUUGUCGGCACAUGUCUCUUCGACUUACUCUCGUACAUAUAAAACGAGAAUUGACUGUUACUGAAAUUGUAGAAAAUUUUAGAACUAUUUUUGGUUGCAAUAAGUGUCAGAAAGUAAUUUUCGACACGUGAAGAAGUAUAUGGACACAAAAAUUGGAGGAAGUAGUUCUGUUACGUUGGAUACACGUAAAUUUAAAAGCAUUAUAAACGCCAAAUGAAAUAUUAAUCGUGCAUAAAAUAAGAUCCGUGUCAAGAGAAGAAACGUCAAAAAAGAGAUAGAUAAAAAAAAAUGAAUAAAAUUAAAGCGAACCGUUGCGAGAUUGAAAGAGUUGGGGCCUAAUUUUAGUACACGUGAAAGCCACGAUCUUGAGACGAUUUUUCGAGAAUCAGGGAUUCCGGUUGAUAGUCAAUAUUUAGAACAACACUAAAUGCAUAUAAACGAAACAGGACACGAUGUUUUAUUGAUGAAUUAGUAUAUUUUAUGAUAGCUAAUUCCGAAUCCCAUUUGUCGACGGCAUGUUACGCAAAGGAAAUGGUAACGAUGAGAGUAUUUGAUGGUCAUGCUCGAAAUGGCCUAAGAAGACUAAGAAUCCCUGCAUCGAAUGUAACAUUUACCUGCUUUUGAAUUACACAUAUGAAUGCGAUUCUGGUAAAUCAUUUUCUCAUUGAAUAAUAUGAAAUACAUUUCUUACAAAACUGA
Messenger RNA from Venturia canescens, 10556 nucleotides. Its product is annotated as adenylate cyclase type 6. Bases 1225 to 4917 code for a protein of 1230 amino acids. The record is from RefSeq and is a predicted model, not a curated record. Gene Ontology annotation, cellular component: plasma membrane. Gene Ontology annotation, biological process: intracellular signal transduction; cAMP biosynthetic process; adenylate cyclase-activating G protein-coupled receptor signaling pathway. The transcript has 20 exons. Gene Ontology annotation, molecular function: adenylate cyclase activity. Lineage: Eukaryota; Metazoa; Arthropoda; Insecta; Hymenoptera; Ichneumonidae.